CAGAACCACCAACAGAACCACCUACAGAACCACCUACAGAGCCACCAACAGUGACUCCACAAAUCUGCGAGUCUCUGAACUGUAGUGAGAAUGAAUAUUGUGGGGAGAAAAAUGGCACUCAUGGCUGCUUCUGUAUUGUGGACCAUCCCAGACCAAACCCUGAUUAUUACGAUGCCACUGAAAUGUGUGAUGGCAGCUCCGGCACCAUGUCUCUGUCCCGCUGUCAGCUGUUUGAAGCUGGAUUUCCUGAUAAUAAACUUCACUUAAAUGACCCCAGCUGCAGAGGAACAGUCCAAAAUGACAGACUGGUUUUCCACUUUGAUAAUGAUAACCACAUCUGUGGCACACAUCUCACGGCCAAUGGCACCCAUAUCAUCUAUGAGAACCGAAUCCUAGGGGAGCUGGACACAGCAGGGGGCAUUAUUCACAGGAAGAAAAGAAUGGAACUUUCCUUCUCCUGUGUGUAUCAGCUCAAUAAGACAUUAAGCAUGGACACAGAGCUCAACCCUAUUCAGAGCAUUGUUAACAGGCAUAUUCCAGAUGGAGUGGGCAUGUACCAGGUCACAAUGAUUCCCUAUAUGGAUGCUGGCUUCUCUCACCCUUACACUGGCAGUGUAAAUAUAAUGGUGGGCGAAUCAAUCUACAUAGAAGUCUCUGUUCAAGGAGUGGACAGUCGUCAGAUUGCCCUGGUGAUGGAUACAUGUUGGGCCACACCUGUAAAUGAGAAGCACUAUCCUGUCUACUGGGACCUGAUUACUCAAAGGUGUUCUAAUCCAAAAGACCGCACAGUCAAGGUUCUCAAGAAUGGUUUAUCCACAACUGGACGAUUUUCUUUCAAGAUGUUUUUGUUUCAUGAAGAUGAACCCAAGGUCUUCCUUCACUGCAGCAUUCACCUAUGCCUGCUGAAAGAUCAGAACUGUGCAGUGGUGUGUCCCGCUAGAAAUCACGGCCGUCCAGGCAGAUCUACAAACAUCCAUGAUAGUGCCUCCAUCUCCAUUGGGCCUUUUAUCUGGUCCACAAAGGCUUUUAGGCUCAAGAGGAAUGAAAACUUCCCUUCAUGGAUUACCUGAACACCAAGAUGAUUCUAUGAGUGUCAACAUUACGAGCAAUGAUUAUACUGCUUUUGAUUUAGAUAAUGCUGGCAGAACACCCAAGGACUCUUCCCAGGACUUUACGUUCUCGCAAACCCUGUGGAUCUAGCCUUUUUCCUGGCACUCUACAGAUCCACAAUCCGGACCUUCCUAAAGGACUUCCCGGGUUCUAGUGACUUUCCUGGUACGACACCUAUAGCCCAUAUCCUCAAUUACCACACUGAGUACUUGGCCAAGUCGAUAUCUUUAUCUGCUCUUUGCCGUUCUACUUCAAUAAAACGCACUUUGGUUUCCACCGGUGUUUAUCGGCCGGACAAAAUGCUUUCAGUUGUCAUGUGACUGCCUCAAUGGUUUGUACCAAAAAUUUUUAUUUCAAUUGUAUAAAUUGAGCCCCAGGUGCCUGUAGGGGAGGCCUGGCGGUCCCAAGGCCCUCAGAGAUUGAAGACACCAGCCCAGGUCGUGGUGGAGGCACCAACGCUUG
Messenger RNA from Silurus meridionalis, 1572 nucleotides. Its product is annotated as pancreatic secretory granule membrane major glycoprotein GP2-like. The transcript is spliced from 11 exons. Bases 183 to 1070 code for a protein of 295 amino acids. The record is from RefSeq and is a predicted model, not a curated record. Lineage: Eukaryota; Metazoa; Chordata; Actinopteri; Siluriformes; Siluridae.